Messenger RNA from Limulus polyphemus (Atlantic horseshoe crab), 2081 nucleotides. Its product is annotated as myosin heavy chain, muscle-like. Lineage: Eukaryota; Metazoa; Arthropoda; Merostomata; Xiphosura; Limulidae. Gene Ontology annotation, molecular function: actin filament binding; microfilament motor activity; ATP binding. The transcript is spliced from 15 exons. Gene Ontology annotation, cellular component: myosin complex; actin cytoskeleton; cytoplasm. Gene Ontology annotation, biological process: actin filament organization; vesicle transport along actin filament. The record is from RefSeq and is a predicted model, not a curated record. The annotation marks the transcript as partial.
GAGUAUUCGCUACCAGUUCUGCUCUUGUGUGUCCUCCAAAGGUUCUUAAACCUAGUUAGGCCUUCGUCUUUGACUUUGCCUUUAGAAAACGAAAAAUGGCUCCACCUCCAACAGAAGAUCCCGAUCCAAGUGAGUAUCUGUUCGUCUCCCUCGAACAGAAACGUAAAGACCAGACUAUGCCAUAUGAUGGCAAGAAGAUGGUCUGGGUCCCGGAUGAGAAGGAGGGAUUCAUUAUCGGAAAUAUAGUGAGCACGAAGGGCGAUCAAGUGACAGUGGACUGUCCCGGUGGUGAUCGCGUGUUGAAGAAAGAUCUACUGCAACAGGUCAAUCCACCAAAGUUCGAAAAGACCGACGACAUGUCCAACUUGACCUAUCUGAACGACGCCAGUGUUUUACAUAACCUCAAACAACGAUAUUACUCUAAGAUGAUUUAUACCUACUCUGGCUUGUUCUGUGUUGUGAUCAAUCCCUACAAGCGUUUCCCUAUCUACACCAACCGAGUGGUCCAGAUGUACAAGGGUAAGAGGAGGACUGAGAUGCCCCCUCACUUGUUUGCUGUUUCUGAUGGAGCUUACAAUGACAUGUUGCAGAACCGCGAGGAUCAGUCCAUGCUGAUUACUGGUGAGUCCGGUGCCGGUAAGACAGAAAACACCAAGAAAGUUAUUGCGUACUUUGCAAACGUCGGUGCCAGCUCCAAAAAGGAGGAUAAGGAGAGACUGUCUAAGAAGGGUAAUUUAGAAGACCAAGUCGUCCAAACCAAUCCUGUUCUGGAGGCUUUUGGUAACGCCAAAACUGUGCGUAACGAUAACUCUUCACGAUUCGGUAAAUUCAUUCGAAUCCAUUUUGGCGGGAUGGGUAAACUGGCAGGUGCAGAUAUUGAAACAUAUCUUCUGGAAAAAGCUCGUGUGAUUUCACAGCAACCUGCCGAGCGGUCCUACCACAUCUUCUAUCAGCUCAUGUCUGAGGGUCUCCCUGGGACUAGAGAAAAGCUCGUACUGUCCGACGACAUCUAUGAUUAUCAUUUCGUGUCUCAAGGAAAGACAGACAUCCCCGGUGUUGAUGACGGUGAAGAAAUGCGUCUGACAGACCACGCUUUUGAUGUGUUGGGCUUCACUGAUGAAGACAAAUCCAACAUCUUCAAAAUAGUCGCUGCUGUCAUGCACUUGGGUGAAAUGAAAUUCAAACAGAGACCCCGAGAAGAACAGGCUGAGGCUGACGGGACAGCGGAAGGUGAGCGAGUGGGACACCUGCUGGGUGUGAACCCUGCUGACCUUUACAAGAACUUUCUGAAACCUAAGAUCAAAGUCGGCAACGAACUCGUUACUCAAGGCAGAAAUAAGGACCAGUGUACAUAUUCUGUCGGCGCUAUAGCCAAGGGUAUGUACGACAAGCUGUUCAAGUGGUUGGUAAAGAAGGUCAACGAAACACUGGACACUAAACAGAAGAGACAACAUUUCAUUGGUGUACUGGACAUUGCUGGAUUUGAAAUCUUUGAUUUCAAUGGCUUUGAACAACUGUGUAUAAACUUUACAAAUGAAAAACUACAGCAGUUUUUUAACCAUCACAUGUUCGUGUUGGAACAAGAAGAGUACAAGAGAGAAGGAAUUGAUUGGGAAUUUAUUGAUUUUGGUCUGGAUUUACAAGCUUGUAUUGAACUUAUCGAGAAGCCCAUGGGUGUCCUGUCCAUCCUUGAAGAAGAAUCUAUGUUCCCCAAGGCAACCGAUAAGACCUUCGAGGAGAAGCUGAAGAACAACCACCUGGGUAAAUCUCCCAACUUUGUUAAGCCUAAACCUCCUAAGCCUGGUCAACAAGAAGCUCACUUCGCAAUUGUCCACUACGCUGGCACAGUACCAUACAACCUAACCCAUUGGCUUGAGAAGAACAAGGACCCUCUCAAUGACACUGUUGUCGACCAGUUCAAGCACGGCCAGAACCAGCUCGUGGUUGAUGUUUUUGAGGAUCAUCCUGGACUUGGUGGUGGUGACCAAGGUGGCGGCGGCAAAGGUCGUAAGAAAGGUUCUGGUUUCCAGACCGUGUCCGGCCUGUACAGGGUGAGUAGUAGUAAUAUGGCCAUUAAGCCU